AUGACCCAUAGCCCUGUAAUCAUCAUCGGAGCAGGCAUUUCCGGCAUCAAGGCCGCCAUUGACCUCCAGAAGGCUGGCAUCGACUGUGUGAUCUUGGAGGCAAGAGACAGGUUGGGUGGUCGGUUAUUAUCGAUCGACACCGCCAACCCCGACAUCAAGUAUGACAUGGGCGCUCUGUGGUUCCACGACUCGUUGAACAACCCCUUGUAUGACAAGGCCAUCGCCAAGGGCAAUAUCAAGUACUACUACGACGACGGGUCUCAGAUCUUGUACGGCAAAGGCAAUCCCCACAUCGACACCUCGAGACUCGAGCCUGUGGUGGCAGAAAUCAUGACCUACACCCAGUUGGUCUAUUCGCGGGAUCCCUCGCGGCCAGACGUAUCGUUGAAGGAGUUGUGUCACGAGUACAUUGCCCAGCACGCCUCCCAAUUGGAUGAGGUCCAGUUGCAAUAUGCCACGGGUGUGGUGAGAAUGUGGGCCGAGCUCUGGCACGGUGAGUCCUGGGACCGUCUCUCUGGAAGAUACGCAUUCCAUGGCUCCGAUCACUUGGGAAGAAACGUAUUUGUGUUGAACGGCUACGUCAGUGUCUUCAACAACGAGCUUAACGAGCUCUCGCCUAGUUUCAGGGAAAACAACAUCAAGCUAAACACCCAAAUCAAAGCCAUAGACUACUCCAACCCCAAAAAUAUCACCGUGACCGAUACUAACGGCAAAAAACAUUCGUGCCAGUACUUGAUAUCCACAAUUCCGCAGUCUCUACUUACUAUCACCGACCCUAGUGAUUCUGGCAGGAUCGAAUGGACCCCAAAGUUGCCUGCCCACAUCACCUCUGUUCUCCCAAGUGUCUAUUUCGGUUCGCUUGGGAAGGUAUUCUUCGAGUUUGACGAAGCUUUUUGGCCCAAGGACGUGGACAGAUUCUACGCAAUCUCUGAAAGUGACAUCACUUCAACAGAAACCAUCAAGCCAUGGGAUUACUCUGCCAUUUUCGUCAACCUACAGGCGGCUGCAAACUUCCCAGCUUUGGCCACCAUUAUCCAGGACCCAGUCUCGAGGUACAUCGAGAAUUUGGACCCCAAGGACAAGGACGCCAAAAUAUGGGCGCUUUAUAAGCCCCUCCUCCAACAAGUGUCGCAACUCAAGGAUAUUCCUCAACCCAAGAAAAUCAUCCACACACCAUGGAGCAAUGACAAGUUUGCCAGAGGAUCGUAUGCGACAGUACCAGUUGGGUGUAUCAAUCCAGAAGAAAUCAUCGAAGCUUUUGGCAAAGGGGUGGACGGCAGGAUCCGGUUUGCUGGUGCUGAAACCGUGGGUGAUAGUGCCAAUGGCUGUGCUCACGGGGGAUGGUUUAGUGGCCAGAGGGAAGCUGCGUUCAUCAUAGACAAGUUGAAGUCUAACCUAAAAUCUAAGCUCUAG
Suhomyces tanzawaensis NRRL Y-17324 is the source of this 1413-nucleotide messenger RNA. RefSeq names its product polyamine oxidase. The transcript has a single exon. Lineage: Eukaryota; Fungi; Ascomycota; Pichiomycetes; Serinales; Debaryomycetaceae. Gene Ontology annotation, molecular function: oxidoreductase activity. The record is from RefSeq and is a predicted model, not a curated record. The coding region runs from base 1 to 1413 and encodes 470 amino acids.